Molecule: messenger RNA, 2911 nt
Organism: Poecile atricapillus (Black-capped chickadee)
Lineage: Eukaryota; Metazoa; Chordata; Aves; Passeriformes; Paridae
Gene: PHF11
Product: PHD finger protein 11
Exons: 12
Coding region: 619-1476 (285 amino acids)
Cellular component (GO): nucleus
Molecular function (GO): histone binding; histone deacetylase binding
Source: RefSeq, a predicted model, not a curated record
UAAUUCUUUUCUCUCUCUGAGGAGCUCAGAGAGGCUUUUAUUUUGGAUUCCAGCAAUUAUGAAAAAAUAAAAAACCAAAACCAACAGCCCUGCUUUUAGGAAAUGGCACAGGUAGAGGAGAAGUGGCCCGGUGUGACUGUUCUCUCAGCUGCUGCUCUGCCUUCUGUUUUGCAGCAUCAUUUGUUCUGUCAUGAGCGGAGGGCAGCAGAAGGUCCCCCAAAUCUUACAGCUAAAUUAGGCCCCCUGGGUUCCCUGUGGUGGUGACAGUGGAAGCAAAGUGUUGCAGAAGGGCUUUGGGACAGUAAGGGAAUGACUAAAACAGCAGGUGAAGAUCCAGCAUUGCACCAGGAUUUCUCCGGAGCCUGUAAGAACACCAGGGACUGUAGACUCUGCCUUUAGCCCCUUCCUUAAAAAAUUCCUGGACCUGGAUCCUCUGACUGGGCCUGAGCAGGGCCUAUGUGUCUGCAUCGAUUCCAGGAGUUUGUGCUGUCAGAGGUUACAUCUCCAGCAGAGGACAGUUUGGAGAAUCACACCUCGUAGGAGUGGGAAGUUGUUGAAGAUUUCUGUGGUGGACUUCCACAAAAAACAAAUUUUCCUGCUCCAGGUGCUUUCUGGAUAAUGGCGAAGAUGGUGAGAAGAAGAUGUGCAUUUUGUUCAGAAGGGGAGGCCGGCUCUGUGAUGUAUAUCGCCACAGAGAGAGAUAUUGCAGCUCAUCAGGAUUGUCUGUUAUUUUCCUCAGGAUUUGUGGAAUCUGAAGAUCAUAACCCAGAAAAUCUGGAAAUAAGGUUUGAUGUGUCAUCGGUGUUAAAAGAGCUCAGGAGAGGAAAGCGGCUGGUGUGCAACUUCUGCCGCAAGAAGGGGGCCACGGUGGGCUGUGAGGAGCGCACGUGCCGCAGGAGCUACCACUUCUUCUGCGCGCUCUGCGAUGACGCAGCCGUGGAGACCGACCAGGUCAACGGCAUCUACCGAGUGUUCUGCCCAAAACAUGACCCAGGGAAUAGGACCAAUCACUAUGAUGCAGCAAAUAAGAAAAGAAGACGUACAUUGACAUCUCCCACCAUCACAGAAGAAAUGAGUACAGAAGAGACAGCAGAAGAAAACCAUUUACGAAUACUAAAACGAAAGAACAACAGACAUAAAGUUCGAACAGACUUUGUUAGGAAGUGCAAACAAGCUGGGCUUCUGGAUGACAUAUUUGAAGAAAUGCUGGACACACUUCACCUGGCUCAGGAAAAACUGAUGGAUGACAACACUUCAGAAACAGAGUAUGAAGAGACAGUGAUGGCACUGUUUGACUGUGGACUGUUUGAAAAUAUACUGACAAAUAUUCAUUCAGGAACAGAAGAAAAAAUCCAGAAACUUCUGGAAAACAGAAAAAGACUGGAUCACAAGAUUGAGCUACUGCAGGAUGUAAAAGAAGUCAUCCUUCCUACUCCAGAGAACACAGCCAGUACAUCAAGUACGAUGUCUGAAUAACCCCUGUCUGUGAUGGUGCAAGAGUUAAGAUUUUCUAAUGAUAAAAACCACAGAGCAGUCAGGUCAGCCCCAGCUGCGAGCAGGGGCUGAAGAGGUGCAAGAAUGGAGUGUUAUUUUUAUACCUCACUGUUGCAAUAAUUUAAAGUUCUUCAAGUGUUAAAAUCUUCAUCUUCAAAUUUUUCCCUCAUUUCACUAUAAAUUUUCAUUUGUAUUCCACAAUGGAAUAUAAAUGAAUGUUUUAAAGUAAAUUUAGCUUUUACAAAAUAAAUGAAUGUUUUAAAGUAAAUUUAGCUUUUACAAAAACUCCAGAGAACCCCCCAGUAAAGACCUUUUUCUCAAAGCCAAGGCAGUGUUCAACUGCCACAGAACACUUGCUAAAGUCACUUUAACUGUGGGAGCCCUUUCUUGGCUGGGCUCUAGACCAUGAUGAUGUUUGAAGGACCAAAGUGCUGCUUUGGCUUUCCCAAAAAAUAUAAAUGAGCAGAACUUGCAUUCAAGGAAGCCUUCUGGAUUAUAAACAGGAGUUUAAUUUUAAAAGCCUAGUUUUUCCUUAUUGACUGGUCAAGGUGUAGCUGUUUCUGCUGUAAUGGCAGUGGUAAAGCAAUGUUUGCAGGCAGACCAGGGAGGGUAGGACAUUAAACUCAGAAAACAUACGAUGUAAAAUUGAGAAAAACAGUGACUGGAUCUUCCUUUCACUAUUAAGAAAGGGUUCAACUUUCAUAUAUUGUUUGAAUACAGCAAAGCAUUGUUUAGCCACAACAGACUAAGUCUAUAAAAUAAAACAUUUUUUAAAGGAGCUGUGUGUGGAGUUGUGCUCCCUGUCCCUGGUGCUGCACAGGAUUUGGCCAAGAAGGGGGAGUGCUGUCAGACUGUGAUUUACCCAGCCUUUGGCUGAGGAACGAGCAGAGCACUGGCAAACACCACUUGGCCUGACCCCAGUGAGAUCCUGUUACAAUAGCUGUACUCGGAAUUCCUCACUUGAGCUUGUUCUGUAGGAAGAUGGAGAUUGAUAAGCACAGAAUAAUAGCAUUCAAAAAUGAGCUCUUGAACUAUAAGAUGUGUGUGAUUCAAUAAAAUAAGAGUAAUUUUAAUUACAUACACAGUUCAAGUCUGCUGCCCUUCUGGGCCUUGAACCAUCACCAGUUUACUGCCCAAGCCCAGGACUUGAGUGCCACUCAGCCUAAAAAAACCCCCAUCUAAACCAAAAAUGCAUUAAACAAGGAGCUCUGUUAUUAAACACAAGGAGAAUGAUAAGGAUGUCCAUACAUACCUUUUGAAGGGUUACAGCCACUUAAGGAUGACUUAGUAUAAAAAAAUCAGAUUGAUAGAGUGAAUCAUUGAUGUCUAAAAUCAGUGCCUACAAAGAAAUUUGCUCAUUUCUGAAAUCAAGAUCACAGGUAUUUUGUCAGGCACAGUGAAAUCAGCAAGAUUCAUU